Rotaria sp. Silwood2 is the source of this 537-nucleotide messenger RNA. NCBI's taxonomy places the organism in Eukaryota, Metazoa, Rotifera, Eurotatoria, Philodinida, Philodinidae. The record is from the annotation of a GenBank genome assembly.
AUGAAUACAAAUCAAAUCGACAAUCAUUAUUGUAUAAAAAUUGAAACUGAUGAAGAUUUUAAAUUGAUAAAUACUACGACAAAAGAAGAUCCUAUUAUUGCUGAAGAUCGUCGUUUGCGUGAUAAUGAAAUAACAGAAAAGUUUGGUGAAUAUUUACAUAAAGGCUAUUGUAUGGCAAACGAUGCUUGUCCAGUUUGUAAUUGUAUCCUUCUUCGUACACCUGAAGAUCAAUUAUUUUGUGUUGGUUGCAAUGAAAUCAAUAUGGAAAAUAAAAAAAUUUGUGAUCAAAAGAAAAUUGUAACAAAAAAUAAGACAACAGAUCAUGUAAAACGUUUGGAAAAAGAAAAAAAGGAGAAAGAACAUGUUGAAAAUAUAGAUAAUUAUAAUCAACUUGAAAAUAAAAUUCAAUGGGCUGUUGAUAAAUUAAUGAAAAUUCAGAAGCCAGAUCGUAUUAAAGAAAUGUGUACGGUCAUUAUGAAUUUAACAAAAACAAUAGAAGUACUGAAGAAACAUGAAACGACAUAUGCACAAGACUAA